AUGAAGACUUCCAUCAAGCUCCUUGUCUUGGCAAUUCUUGCCGCACUCCUUUUCUCGGCUGCUCUCCCAAGUUUGGCUUUGGGCCGUUGCCACGGAAAAUUGAGGAAGGUGCUACCAACUGACAAGUGUGCGGCCAUAAUCACCAAGUACUACAGAAGGCAGCCUAAUCUUUUCGUGAAGUACAACGGCUACAAAUGCACCGAUCCCCUCAAGGCCGGCUCCACCAUCUGCCUGCCUUAA
Molecule: messenger RNA, 240 nt
Organism: Closterium sp. NIES-65
Lineage: Eukaryota; Viridiplantae; Streptophyta; Zygnematophyceae; Desmidiales; Closteriaceae
Source: the annotation of a GenBank genome assembly